AUGCUCUGGUUACCCAUCUCUGGAGUGGUCUCGGACACGAUCAAUGGGGGUUCUUGGUGGAUUGAUGGAACAAGGAGCAGAAACCCGAUCAUCUCCUUGCUCCGUCAAUGCCUUCCAUCAUCUACCCCCAUUGCUCUCUCCUCUUCUGAUGACUCCUACAGAUGGAAAAUAGGCACUGAUGUCAUCCCCAAAGACUUCUUCUCGUCAUCCGUUACUUGGCACGCUUUACACCCGUGGGGUCCUCCUGUUGGUUGGGCUAAAGCGGUUUGGUUCAAAAGCCGUAUUCCAAAGCAUGCAUUCCUCUGUUGGGUUUCUGCUAGGAAUCAUAUGCAUACUAGAGACAGACUGAGACUUUGGGGCAUUGCAGUUCCUCCUGGAUGUCUCAUGUGUGAUGCGGCGGAUGAGACUGGUCAACACAUCUUCUUCGAUUGUGCUUUCAGCCAUGAAAUAUGGCACACUUUCAACUCUGCAGCUAAUGUCACUCCUCCAACGGACUUCGACCUAUGCCUGCUUUGGCUUAAGUCUCCUUCUCGCGAUGCUAACAAGUCUCUGAUUUUAAGACUUGCAUUUCAGGCCUCCUUAUACGGGAUUUGGAGGGAAAGAAACGCAAGACUUCAUAACGCCUCAUCCACACCGGCUUCUACAAUUAUUACAGAAAUCAAGAAAAGGAUUCGCUGUAGACUGGAUCCGCUGUCGAGUGCUCAACCUAACACUCCUUCAUCUGUCUCUUUUCUAGCUUCUUGGUUCUCUAAGUUUUCAACUAGUUGUCCCUCUCGCUCUUUAGGCUAG
Messenger RNA from Eutrema salsugineum, 789 nucleotides. RefSeq lists its product as uncharacterized. The transcript has a single exon. The record is from RefSeq and is a predicted model, not a curated record. Bases 1 to 789 code for a protein of 262 amino acids. Lineage: Eukaryota; Viridiplantae; Streptophyta; Magnoliopsida; Brassicales; Brassicaceae.